UUUGUCUCAGUUUUCUCAUCCAGGUUUAGAUAGAUUUCAGUAAAAGAAAAUGGGCCAGGAGUGGACUGUAGGGUUUUGUUCAGUGAAAACGUCUCUACCCACCGCUGCACAUAGCUGAAUUUUCAAACACCUUUCACAUUGUAAUUUCAACUGAGAGAUAUUAGAGCGAAAAUAUAUUUCAGGCAAAGAUAAGAAACAGCUUAUUUUAUAAUCACUAGCAAUUAUUUAUUCCUAAUAAUUUCACAAAUAAUUCUUUGUGCCAGGCGUUGUGCUGUAUCACAGGACUGAUACGGCGUUAUCCACAUUUCAGAUGAGGACACCACUGAGGCCCGCUGAAGUUAGGUGACAGCUCCGAUCGCCCAGCUAGCGUGGCAGGGGCAGGAGCGACCCCCCCACCCCACCAACGUCUUUUGACCCAAAUGGAGCUCUUUUGCAAGCCACGUCCAGACACCCAUGUUUGAUUCUUAUGCUCUGUCCAUAUUGGCUGGGAAACUUUCCCUAAAUUCAGAAGGGACCGUUUAGUGUCAAAGCAAGCGGGCGUCAGUGUCCCCAGCUGUGAGAUGGGGAUGCCCUGCCUCAGCGCCGUCUCUUCUCGCAGCCGGUGCAGGGCCGAGCGAGGGAGGCAGCCCCGCUGGGAGGUGAAGUCUUCCGGCCGCCCGGGGAGGGAGGCAACGCCCGGGCGGCAGGGGGCGGGUUUUCGGCGGCGCCUACCCCGGGGCGGGCGCGGCCCGUUUGCCUGCGCGGCCAUGGCGCUCCCGCUCACCGCUCUGCGCGUGCUGCUGGGCAGCUUCUUCGCGCUCACGGGGGCGGCCAAGCUCUCGGAGCACAUCUCGGCUCCGGUGUCGGAGCAGAUGAAAGCCCUGUUCGUGCAGUUCGCUGAGGUGUUUCCGCUGAAGGUGUUCGGCUACCAGCCAGAUCCCAUGAGCUACCAAGUGGCUGUGGGCUGGCUGGAACUGCUGGCUGGGCUGCUGCUGGUCCUGGGCCCACCGAUGCUGCAAGAGAUGAGUAACUUGAUUUUGACACUGCUCAUGAUGGGGGCUAUCUUCACUUUGAUGUCUCUAAAAGAGUCACUGAACACCUGCAUCCCAGCCAUCGUCUGCCUGGGGCUCCUGCUGCUGCUGGAUAUCUGCUAGCUCUAAGUCCAAACCAGAAAAGAUGUCCAGACCCACUAGGAAGAAGUCUCCAAGUCCAUUCAAGGAAUCCUGGGAGUAGAGUGUCUUGUCCCUUCAGGCCAUGUCACUGUCAAAGCAGAAACGUGGUGGAACACAGCAUCACCUUGUUACCCAUAUACCCAAGGGUGGCCAGUGUUGAAGUAGACAUCUGGUCUGCCUGGCCCUGCUUUCUCAAGUAGACAUCUGGUCUGCCUGGCCCUGCCUUUCGCUUGGACAUUUUACUGCUCUUUUUUUGAAGAGUCCAUGUUACAUACUCUUAGCAUUCCUCAUGUCAUGUGAAAGUAAAUUUAAAUCACCCGAACUUUUAAUGCCCCCAAAUAACUAUUGAUACUUUCUAUUCCUUUGUAUAACUGUACCUCCCAACUUUUUUCUGUAUCUUUAUUCAGUUGUUUUUAAUGAAAAUGAGACUGUAUGUACUACUUUAUUUUGCUUGCUUUCUAAACCUAACACACUGUGACUAACACCA
Messenger RNA from Capra hircus (goat), 1638 nucleotides. RefSeq names its product transmembrane protein 35B (gene TMEM35B). Lineage: Eukaryota; Metazoa; Chordata; Mammalia; Artiodactyla; Bovidae. Bases 561 to 1133 code for a protein of 190 amino acids. The transcript has 3 exons. The record is from RefSeq and is a predicted model, not a curated record.